CGACGACGACGUGUGGGCAUGACAGUAGGGAUGAUAAUAGCCUUGAGUAUGAUAGUAAUGUGGAUGUUUCCAACAGGGCGACUGAAACUGAAGUCAUCUGUGUUCUUAGUCACACCUCGUCAACACCUUCCCCCAGUGCAUCUCCCAUCUGGGCAGGGAUUGCAUACCCAGCCUGGCACUGAAGCGCCCCCUGACCGUCUGUGGCAUCUAGAUCUUAAGGGUGCUGCCCCUAGGAUAGAGGUGAUUGAGGGUAUGAUGGUACUAGCGGCGCAAGCAGGAGCAACAGGGGUUCUGGUAGAGUGGGAAGAUUCCUUCCCCUUCACAGGGUCGCUAGCAAACCUCUCAGCCUACAAUGCUUAUACAAUUGAUGAGGUGAAACGCGUUGGAAUAGCAGCCAAAGGUGCAGGAUUGAUGAUGAUUCAUUUGAUGCAGAGUUUAGGGCAUUUGGAAUAUGCCCUCAAGCUUCCAGAGUGGGCAGAGCUACGCGAGGGUGAGUCCCCAGGGGAGGCUUGCCCGUCUCACCCGGGCACGUCACGUCUGGUUACUGAGGCCAUCAAUCAGAUGAUGUCAGCGGUGCAGACAUCAAUCGUCCACAUAGGUGCAGAUGAGGUGUUUACUUUAGCUCAGUGCCGCCGUUGUCAGGCUCGUGAUCUGGCACCUUUACAAUUGUACGUGGAUCAUGUGGCGUACGUGGCGCAGUACGUGAAAUCGAGGUGGGGCGUGCGUGUGUUGAUAUGGGAUGAUAUGCUCCGCCACGCCCCUUCCCACCUGCUGCAUGCUCUGGCUGGUCUGGUGGAACCCACAGUAUGGGCGUAUGGUCCAGACGUGUCUAGGAUGGUCCCACCAUACAUUCUUAGGACCUACGCAGCUGUCUUUCCCAGGGUAUGGUUGGCCCCAGCGUUUAAAGGAGCCACGGGACCCCGCGCGAUCAUGCCCGAUGCUGCUAAGCAUGCUGCUAAUACCCUGGCCUGGGUGCAGGUUGGGCAGCGGAUGAGGCGCUAUGCUGGUCUGAAUGUUGCUGGAAUUGUGGUUACUGGCUGGUCUCGUUAUGACCACUUCGCUGUGCUCUGUGAACUGCUCCCUCCGUCUGUCCCCUCGCUAGUCUUAACCCUCCUGACUGCUUCACGUGGGUUCCUGACGCCUGCUGUCCUACACGAUGCCUACACCCUGCUGGAAUGCCCCCCGCAUGUGAUCCUGGAUCCUACAAGAGAUCCACAUCUAUGGGCAUCUCGUGACUGCUCGUUCCAGGGAGCCAACAUGGUUUCCUUUCUUCACCGCUACGCUCGUCUGAGAGAUAACAUCAACACCAUGAUGAGAGAGAUAGAAACUGGAGGCUGGAUGACCCCAUACAACAUCCAUCACAAUUUCUCCUCACCCAACCGCGUAAGGGAAGCUACGGUAAGCCUACGUAGCUUCACCUCAGCUCUGAGGGACCUGCGCAUCGAAGCACAAGCGGUGUUACCACAGUACCACAAUAACGCUACAGUAGAGGAAUGGACAGAACAACAUCUAGCAACUCUCAAUGCCACACUUGCUACUCUUACCCACUCUGCUACUUUACUGUUGAGUCACAAGACCUGGCCCAGGAGACCUUUGGAACGCCCGUCAUCCCCUGAAACCUGACAAUAGCCUGGUUGAUCAGACCCUGAUCCACCACGAGGCUUGGUCUCAGACCCCGCCGCGGGGGCGUUGACCCCCCGAAACCUUCUCCAGGUAACACCAGCCCAGGAGACCGUUGGAACAACAGUCAUCCCCUGAAACCUGACAGCCCAGAAGACCUUUGGAACACCAUUGUUCUUCAGAGUCUUCAAGACUACUGUGGGCUUCCACUCCAAGACUGAGGGACUAAUUACCCUGAAAUUAUCCCUCUACUAGUUUCACCUAUUU
Messenger RNA from Cherax quadricarinatus, 1887 nucleotides. Its product is annotated as hexosaminidase D-like. Gene Ontology annotation, molecular function: hexosaminidase activity. NCBI's taxonomy places the organism in Eukaryota, Metazoa, Arthropoda, Malacostraca, Decapoda, Parastacidae. Gene Ontology annotation, biological process: carbohydrate metabolic process. The record is from RefSeq and is a predicted model, not a curated record.